Molecule: messenger RNA, 810 nt
Organism: Cylicocyclus nassatus
Lineage: Eukaryota; Metazoa; Nematoda; Chromadorea; Rhabditida; Strongylidae
Source: the annotation of a GenBank genome assembly
AUGUUCUUGAAACUGACCUUCGCACUGUGUCUUUUCCAUAAACAGGCCCAUGCUGUUCGUGAUGUCACGUACACGCUAGUCACUGACAGCUUUGCAGCAAGAAUUCUCUAUCAAAGAUCCAUAAAUAACGAGGAGCUGUGUCUGAAUAUCUGUUACGACCAUCACAUGUGCAAAUUCGUACAUUAUUCUGAGGACAACUGCACCGUUUACGAAUCGGGAACCAUCCUUUACCUCCCUGUUGCGAAUACAUACGAACUUGAUCGAACGCUAACUCUUCCAUCAUGCUCGAGGGAAGUCUUGCUUCGACCUACUGUAGAAUUCAAACCCAUCGAGGUGCCGCUAAAAGAGGGCGUAACGUGUAGCGGAUUCCCAUCUAAGUUGACAACCAUUCACACGUACUUGCCGAACAAAAUGAAGGUCCCGCUCUACAGCAUUUCCGACUUGAUGGGGAACUUCACUGAAGUGCAAAGGUUAUACUUUGCAAGUGAGCCACAAUCACAGUGUGUCUCUGUUCCCGUCUUUACUGGAGCCAGCCAUAGCAGACUAUACUUCGGAGAUGUCUACAACACCACCGGUUAUUCCUGGAUGCGUAUGCCUUCACUGGAAAGUGCGCAUGUGAGACUGGCGCUUGCUGCGGAAAUAUGGCGAUCGACGAAUACUUGUAUCCUUACGUGCCCAUGUUUGUGUAUGGUUAUACCUACAUUGGUCCCCACAAGGAAUCUGAAGUCGGGGGUACACUAACGAGCAAGCAGCAAUUCUACAUUGUUGACGUUGAAUGGCUUCAGUGAGUGCUACUCACCAUCAGCUGAC